UAGACUCUACCUAACAAUUUUCAAGUCCAUUAUCUACAAUUUAGUCUUCUUUUUCAAUCUUAUGGAAUUUUAGUACAGAUAAGGUAUCUCGGCGGAGUAUGAGUGAAGAGUAAUGGUGACCAUGGCUGCAGCAGUGUCUCUCCAAUUCCCUGCUACACCCGCAUUGCCUUCAAUCAAAUGGCAGCUUCCUAGUAACUCUUCUACUACUUUUCAUUCUUCUAUAUUUCACGACCAUAGAUAUAAAAUCAUUUCAGCUUCCUGUAAAGAACUUUCAGUGCAAACUUUUGAGCCAAAACAUGAAUACAUCAACAAUUCAGGGGGUAAUAAUGUAGAGGCUCUGUAUAAAAAUCAGGGUGAGCAAAGCGUCAAUGAUACAGUAUUGCAGUCUUCAUCUCGGGUCAAUAAAGCCAUACAAAUUAAGGGACUUCAUGCCCAAUUUAUAAAAAUUCGUAGUAAGGAAGACAUAUAUGUGAACAACAAUUUUAUUCACAUGUAUGCCAAAUGCGGUUGUUUGGAUGAUGCACGCCAAGUAUUUGACAAAAUGUCUGAACGAAAUUUGGUCUCAUGGAACACCAUCCUUGCAGGAUGUGUGAGGAAUGGACAGAAUGAAGAAGCCUUGGACAUAUUUAGCCGGAUGCAUUCCACGGGAGUGAAGCCAGAUGAAUUUACCUUUGGGAGUGUUCUGAAGGCAUGCUCAAAGUUGGAAAUCGUUGAACGAGGUAAGGGGAUUCAUGCCCAAGUUGUCAAAUUUGGGUUUGAGUUCAAUAUCUUUGCUGCAAGUGCCCUGGUUGAUAUGUAUGUGAAAUGUCGCAGUAUUCACGAUGCAAAUAAAUUGUUUGAAGAAUUGCCUGGACGGGAUCUGGUGUUGUGGACGGCGAUGAUUUCAGCUUAUGCUCAGGAUGGGCAGAGUAUCAAGGCUCUAAAAUUGUUCUGUCAAAUGCAAUGGUCAGGUAUCAAGCCCAACACAUUCUCCUUCACUAGUGCUCUUGUUGCAUGUUGUUCUCUAGCCAGGUUGGAUCAAGGCACACAGUUCCACGCACUUGUUGUAAAAUAUGGAUUACAGUCAGACACGCCUGUGGGGAAUUCACUUAUUACCAUGUAUAGCAAAUGUGGUAGUAUAAAGGAUGCAGAGCUUGUGUUUCGCAAACUGCCCAAACGAAGUGUAAUUUCAUGGAGUGCAAUGAUAUCAGGAUAUGCAUAUCAUGGAAGGGGUAAAGAGGCCCUCCAAUUGUUUGAACACAUGAAGAAGAAAGGAAUGAAACCAAAUAAUGUCACUUUUGUUGGUGUUCUUUCUGCCUGCAGCCAUGGAGGUCUAGUGAAGGAAGGUCUCGCCUACUUCGAUUCCAUGAGUCGGGAUUAUGGCAACAGUCCAAUUGCAGAGCACUAUGCUUGCAUUGUUGAUCUUCUUGGCCGUGCUGGCCUUCUUGAGGAGGCAGUUGACUUCAUCGGUAGAAUGCCAUUCGCAGCUUGUGAUGCAGUGUGGAGGACCUUACUAGGUGCCUCCAGGGUUCAUAACAAUAUGGAGAUAGGUUUGCUAGCAGCAGAACAUCUGAUGGUGUUGGCACCUCAUGAUGCUUCGGCAUAUGUGUUGCUUUCAAACAUCUACGCUGCAGCAGGCAGGUGGGAAGAUGUGGCAAGGGUAAGGAAAAAGAUGGAUGAUAUGGGAGUCGAAAAAGAGGCAGGGCUCAGUUGGGUUGAAGUCAGGGGCAAGAUGCACAGAUUUGUUGCGAGAGACAGAUCACAUCCUCAAUCAGAGGAUAUUUAUGCAACACUACAGUUAUUGACAAAACAGAUAAUUGAGGCAGGUUAUAAGCCAUAUACAAAGCUUGUGCUGCAUGAUGUAGAGGAUGAGUUAAAAGAACAAUAUCUGUGCCACCAUAGCGAGAAGCUAGCUAUUGCUUUCGGCCUUCUAAGUUUUCCCUUGGGAAAACCUAUCCAAAUAGUGAAAAACCUUCGUGUCUGUGUUGAUUGCCACACUGCUACUAAGUUUAUUUCCAAGAUUGUUAGGCGAGAAAUUGUAAUGAGGGAUGCAAGUCGCUUUCAUCAUUUCAAGGAUGGGAUCUGUUCAUGUGGAGAUUAUUGGUGAUAAUAAAUAAAUAUUAAGAUUUUCCUUGAGAA
Cryptomeria japonica (Japanese cedar) is the source of this 2118-nucleotide messenger RNA. Its product is annotated as putative pentatricopeptide repeat-containing protein At1g68930. Lineage: Eukaryota; Viridiplantae; Streptophyta; Pinopsida; Cupressales; Cupressaceae. Bases 113 to 2086 code for a protein of 657 amino acids. Gene Ontology annotation, biological process: RNA modification. The record is from RefSeq and is a predicted model, not a curated record. The transcript has a single exon. Gene Ontology annotation, molecular function: zinc ion binding; RNA binding; protein binding.